AUGGGGCAGGUUCAGGAGACAGAAGGGGAAAGGGACCCCCGGGUGUCUGACCCUCUGCCUCUCGGAGCGCCUCCCACGUCCUCCCGGCUCCCUGAGGUUCUGAGCCAGGCUCAUGGGGCGAAGCUGAGAUGGAGGAGGGAGGAGGCGCAGCCGCGUCCUGGGCCGGCCACUCCCUUCUCGCCCCCUCUUUGCAGGCAGCGCUGUUUCUCGGGGCCCUGCAUGGCCAUCUGGGUCCCAUCCGGGAGUCUAGCUCUGAUCAGGGCCGGACAGCUCGGGGGGGACCCGCUUCCUCUCAGCUGGCCCCAGAAGCAACUCACCGUCUUUGUGAAGAAGGAGGAAGGGAAGGAGUGA
This is a messenger RNA of Rangifer tarandus platyrhynchus (Svalbard reindeer), 351 nucleotides long. NCBI's taxonomy places the organism in Eukaryota, Metazoa, Chordata, Mammalia, Artiodactyla, Cervidae. The record is from the annotation of a GenBank genome assembly.